This is a messenger RNA of Suricata suricatta (meerkat), 1781 nucleotides long. It is a transcript of the gene TRIM59, whose product is annotated as tripartite motif containing 59. NCBI's taxonomy places the organism in Eukaryota, Metazoa, Chordata, Mammalia, Carnivora, Herpestidae. Gene Ontology annotation, cellular component: centrosome; cilium; intraciliary transport particle B. The record is from RefSeq and is a predicted model, not a curated record. Gene Ontology annotation, biological process: cilium assembly. The coding region runs from base 185 to 1393 and encodes 402 amino acids. Gene Ontology annotation, molecular function: zinc ion binding. The transcript is spliced from 3 exons.
AAUCCCUCAGGGCGGAGGAGGGCGGGGACCCAGAGCAUCUCGGGGACGCCCAGCCCAGAAGCUGUUGAGCUGUUUCUGCUGGUGGAGGAGCUGGCUCUUCCUCCCGGUGAAUACUAAUAAAGAAUCUGAAAAAGUUGGAGAAGAUAAAGUAUAUUCAGUCGCUAAUCCAGAAGUCAACAAGGAAAUGCACAAUUUUGAGGACGAGUUAACAUGCCCCAUUUGUUACAGUAUAUUUGAAGAUCCUCGUGUACUACCAUGCUCUCAUACAUUUUGUAGAAAUUGCUUGGAAAACAUUCUUCAAGCAUCUGGAAACUUUUAUAUAUGGAGACCUUUACGAAUUCCACUCAAGUGCCCCAACUGCAGAAGUAUUAUUGAAAUUGCUCCACCUGGUAUUGAAUCUUUACCUGUUAAUUUUGCAUUAAGGGCUAUUAUUGAAAAGUACCAGCAAGAAGACCAUCCAGAUAUCGUUACCUGUCCUGAACAUUACAGACAACCAUUAAAUGUUUACUGUCUCCUAGAUAAAAAAUUAGUUUGUGGUCAUUGCCUUACCAUAGGGCAACAUCAUGGUCAUCCCAUAGAUGAUCUUCAAAGUGCCUACCUGAAGGAAAAGGAUGCGCCUCAAAAACUGCUCGAGCAGUUAACUGACACCCACUGGACAGAUCUUACGCGUCUUAUCGAAAAGCUGGAAGAACAGAAAUCUCAUUCAGAGAAGAUGGUCCAAAGUGAUAAGGAAGUUGUUCUCCAGUAUUUUAAGGAGCUUAGUGAUGCAUUAGAACAGAAAAAAAAAUCUUUCCUCGCUGCUCUUGGUAGUGUUAACAAUCUGAUUAAUCAAGAAUACACUCCGCAAAUUGAAAGGAUGAAGGAUAUGAGAGAGCAGCAGCUUGAAUUAAUGACAUUAACAACAUCUUUACAGGAAGAGUCUCCACUGAAAUUUCUUGAAGAAGUUGAUGAUAUCCGCCAACAUGUACAGAUUUUGAAGCAAAGACCACUUCCUGAGGUUCACCCUGUUGAAAUUUCUCCUCGAGUAAGCCAAAUAUUAGAAGACUGGAGCAGAACAGAAAUUGGACAAAUUAAGAAACUGCUUAUUCCUGAAAUGAAAAUUUCUUCAAAGAGGAUGCCAUGUUCCUGGCCUGAUAAGGAUGAAAAAGAAGUCGAAUUUUUUAAGAUUUUAAACAUUGCUAUAGUUACAUUAAUUUCCGUGAUACUGAUGUUGAUCCUCUUCUUUAACCAACACAUAAUAACCUUUUUAAAUGAAAUCACUUCAAUAUGUUUUUCUGAAGUCUCUCUCUCUGUUUACCAAAGUUUAUCUAGCAAUUUGCAUGAUUUAAAGAAUAAGCUAUGUCACACUUUAGAUUUACUGAAGGAAUUCAUGUGGAAAAUAGUUUCUCGCUGAGAACUGAAAUCUGAAUUGUAUAAACAGGCUUAUUCUGUAGAGCAGAGACUAACCAUUGCUAAAGGGAGAAAUAGGAUAGCACUGGUAAACAGGGAAAUAUCAAGUUGCAACAAAUACAUAGAAACGUUAAACUGUUCAUGCUUCUUAGAUGGAAAAGUGUGAAAAGUGUCAGAGUUAGAAAUGAUACAGAAUGUGUCUAAACUAGAAUAGUAUCUAGUAACUACUAUAACAUUAUCCCAUCUUAUUUGCUUGAGGCUGACUUUAUCGCUGUGACAUUGAAACAUUGCUGUACCAAUACUGUCUUUUAGCAUUAUAUGCUACAGUGGUUGGUGUUGCAGUUAUUUACGUCUACAUCACUUUUAGAUUAAAAGAUGGCAAAAUCCUUAAA